Patiria miniata (bat star) is the source of this 5785-nucleotide messenger RNA. RefSeq names its product endonuclease/exonuclease/phosphatase family domain-containing protein 1-like (gene eepd1). Gene Ontology annotation, molecular function: catalytic activity. Lineage: Eukaryota; Metazoa; Echinodermata; Asteroidea; Valvatida; Asterinidae. Gene Ontology annotation, cellular component: plasma membrane. The record is from RefSeq and is a predicted model, not a curated record. The transcript has 8 exons. Bases 180 to 1943 code for a protein of 587 amino acids.
GAUCUAACAAACUGGGGAUUACCGAUUCUUGGUGAAGUUUCGCAAAAUCGGUAGUUUUGGAGUGCGUCUGUGGUGACACUAACUUACACUUAAUUUUUUGUUAAACAUAAUGAGUCUGCUUUGAUGUAUUGUCGGACCUUGUUUAGUCUGUCGCACUCCUGAGCCUGACAUCAUCCAUCAUGGGGAUGGUGAGCAGUUGCUGCGGCCGGCGGCCCAACAAAAGUCGUCUCCACAGCCACAGUGAGAGGGCAGAUUACAAGAAGGGCAAACGACUCGUCAGCGCCUCCUACAACGCUCAGGAAUUCGACAUGACCUUUGACCAGAUGAAUAUUAAUGAAGCCUCCGAGGAGGAGCUGAUGACCUUACAAGGAGUCACGCGAAACAUCGCCAAGAACAUCAUCUCUUACAGACACCACAUAGGGGGCUUCCGAAAACCAGAAGACUUGGUGUUAGUGUCGGGCGUGGGCGCCACAAAACUGGAAGCCUUCCGGACGGAAGUCUACUGCGGCCCUUACGCUGUGACCUCCCACAUCGACAAGGUUCCGAGCCGGACGUCCUACCACCGGGUCAACUCGAAGGUUUCAUUUGAGAACAAAGUCAACGUGAACACGGCCGCGGUCCCCGCGCUUGCCAAAGUCCUGAGCAUUGGCCACGAGUUUGCUGAGAUUAUUGUGAGGCACCGAGAGGAGCACGGACCCUUCACGUUGAUCACGGACGUGGGCAAGAUCCCCGAGAUCGGCUCGUACCGGUUUGAGCUCAUGCGCAACCACCUCACAGUCGGCGAAAGCUCAGAGAGCACCGUGUCCACUCCCUCGUUUCUGGAAAUGCGUAAGUUGUUGCACUCGGAAGAAGAGGAUGUUAGUGGAAGUGAGGUUCAAACUUCAAAGUCCUCUCGGAAUUCCCCAAGGAAACUCGCAAGUCAGGCAACACAGACUGACCAGAUCUUCUUGCCACUGAUCAUGACCUCCGUGGAGGCCUGGGCUCGGCCAGUCGUUGACCUUCCAUCAGACAAUGAUAGCAACAAGAGGAGCACAGUCCGAACUGGCACGUGGAACCUUCAGCAAUUUAGCAGAGAAAAGGCUGAAAACCUCGGUGUAAAAGAAGUCAUCUGUAUGACCAUAUUAGAAAAUAGGCUGAGUGUGCUGGCCGUGCAAGAAAUAGCAGACAAGGAUGCCUUAGCUGUUAUAUGCGCAGAGUUGAAUGACCCAACGUUGGCCGUUGUACGGAAUUGGCCGAGUCCCAGGGGCAUCUGGAAAUGUGUGACAUCAGAAUCGGCAGGGAGGAUGUUCCAGGGUGUGGAGUACAACGGUUUCCUGUGGAACACAUCGGACGGCGUGACCCUCACAGAAUCGGCACUUCUGCAGUCUCCCAAGCGAAGCACCAACGGCAAGAGGCACUUUGCCCGCAAACCCUUCCUGGGUUACUUCAAGCUCCAGGAACUGGACGUGGUUCUCAUCUCAGUUCACCUGAAAUUCCCCGGGCUGAACAACAACUCAAGAGACAAGCUAGAGGAAGAAAUCAGUCAGUUAUCACUCCUUAACGAUGCCCUAGAAGAGCAACUACCAGAUGAGAAUGACAUUCUGAUCGUGGGAGACUUCAACAGCGCCCCCUCUGCCCCCGACUUCAAGGCUCUCACGACAGCUGGGUUCAGCUACGCCAUCGCAGAGGACCGCUUCACCAACAUCAGUACCAAGAACCCAGAGGGAUCACAUUGCUAUGACAACGCAUGGUUCAGCAAAAGCUUACACAAGAUCCACACUGGCGAGUCGCACGUAGUGAGGGAAGGCCUGACGCACCCCCUGAUACCAGACAACUGGUCCUGGGGUGGGGUGGUGUCGGACCACUGCCCGCUGUGGGUGGAGUUCUACUCGGAUUGUGACCUGGACGAGGGAGGUCCGGGAAUCUUGGCCCAGUUAUCCAAGGUGAGGAUACUGGCAAAAUAGUGGAACAGCCGUCAAACGAGAGGAAUUGGAUUGUAACAAAAUUCACAUCACAAGCUGAAAACCUGCCGAGCUGAAAACCUGCCCGUGUGAAGACUAGUCUAGAGAGUAGACGUUGUUAUUGUUUGAUACGCGAUAACCGGCAGCGGCCGCGAUAACACGCUGUCGCGAGAGGGCGCUAUCACGACUAACCAAUAUCGCCCACGGACUUGUCACUAACGUCUAGGGAAACUCGUAUUGGUUGUGUAAUGCGCGCACCUGUUUGGCCUAAUAUAUGCAGCGUGCAAUUCAAAAUAAUUAUAGUAGUUCCAAAGCAAACUUUCAAAUUUCUUCCAGUGCAAUUAAGAUGCAGCAAGACCUUUGUUUAACUUCACUGGUCAGUCCUUUUGUUGUGUAGGACUGAAAAUGGACCGCAAUUGCCUGCAGAAGUCGCGUAUAUGCACUAGUUUUUCAGGGGGAGAUUUCAGCAGAUUCACUAGACCUUGUUCUGACAAGUCCGUGGGCGAUAUUGGUUCGUGGUGAUAGCGCCCUCUUGCAGCGACGGGUUAUCGCAGCCGCGGGUUAUCGCGUAUCAAAUCAAACCAGAACAAUGUCUAGCCCCUAGACUAGUGAAGACCAGUGUUUUGGCAAAAUGGGACGGAACUGAGCGGAGGUCGAAUUGAGGGUUUGGAGGUAGUAGAAAAGAGAAAUAAAAUUCUCCUUAAUACAUUUCUGUUUGUUGCACUUCAAUUGGACAUUCUGUUGACAAGUUUUGGCUGUUAAAGGUUCGCAUUUAGCGACAUGCCAAAAAAGUAAGAUACUGAGCAAAAAGCCUUUAAACUUUUGAGUUUUGUAGUCGUUUAAAAGAAAGAUGCCAAAUCUGUUUUCCUUAAAAGCACUUUUAUUGCACUAUAUUGAUACUGUUUCUUUUAAUAGUAAACAUGUCAAUGAUUACAUAUAUUGAUAAAUCUGAAAUUGGGGGGAGGGGGGUCGCCCCAUUUGUGUUUUUUUUUUUUUUUACAUUUUUCUCCAUAAUGGCCUGUUUUCAGUGCCAUCUCAUUUUGCCAGAACGCCUCACAUUUUUCCUGUCCAAAACAAACACGAUUGUCCACCAAAACCGUAGAAUGCACGGGCAGCCAGUUUGGGGCGGUGCAGAGAGUAACAGGCAGUGUGUUUGGGGCAGUAUCAGGUAUGGGUUGAACAGUAUACUUUGCUCUGUGCGCUGUCGGAGUAAAAUUAUUGAAAUUACAUGUAUGUGCCAAGUUUUAACUGAUCUUGUUGGUUGCAUAGAAAGUUGAAGACGGUAGAAUUCCACUUACUAUUGACCCCAGUAGACUUUCGUUCGUUUGUUUUUUUUGCUGUGUGUAUCCUGAACUGAAAAUAAUUAAAUCUACGCAUUAACACUACCUGUAAGAAUAAUGAAUUACAGUGAAAUCUCGAAAAGUCAAACCUCAAAGAAACAGGUUUCAAAAUUUGACUUAAGCAGAGUUUUGAGUUAAGCAGGGUUGUACGUAUAUCAUUGUUAUACUACUGAAGGGAAUGGAUUCUUUGUUUGACUUGACAGUUGUUUUGAGUUAUCAGAGUUUGACUUUAAUAUCGAGAUUUCACUGUACAUGUAGCUUAUUGAAUAAAGCAGUCAAGGCUUGUGAUAUGAUACUUUUUUAUUGGGAAUGUUGCAACAACAAAAAAUUGAAAUCUCCAAUAUUGGAAAUUGGGUAUUUGAUUAAAUCUUAAAAUGAUAAGCCAAAUAUACAUUUAUAGAUCUACACUGUACAUGUACAAUGCAGAUAGGUGUGUGAUUUAAAUUCUCUUCUCACUUUUGACGUUUUUUGAUAUUCAAAUAAUUUUAAACAAAACUGUGUGUGUCUGUCUGUUUAAUAUUUGUUGUCAGUGGUCAAAACAACCACUGCUCGUGAAAGGAAUUUUUGUCAGUAAAUACGAAUUUUCAAGAUUUUUUUCCAGACAUGGUGCAUAAAUUGAGUAAAAUAGGCCUUUAUAAAUAUGGAUUGUUGUUAAUUAUGCAAAUACGUUAUGUUGAAUAAUGUUAUCUUCUAUUAAUAUUAACCAAAUAAGGUAAGACUGUACAGAUGUAUAGUAGUUUCAAUGACAAAAUUGGUGCAAUUAUUCUCAUGUUACUAUGAAUUACUCUGUAAAUGGUGAUAUAGUUUGCCUACUUGUAUACUUGAUGCACACAGGUUUUUUUCUUAAUUUUGUUUCCAAAACUUGAAAAAAUGUAUGUACAUUUUCCAGCUGCAAAUGAUUUGAAUGGGGGAGCGUGUUUGAGAUAUCCAUUUUAAUAUGUGAAUGUGCAUGUACAUGCACAAUUGCACAUCAAAUAAGAUUGCACUACAUUGUAUAAAUAAAAGAUUAAAGGGCCAUGCAAUGAAUUUUUCUUAGGAACACAUUUUGUGCAACUUUCUGCUCCUCUUAGAAGUAUGAACACUUUUUGAUACCCCAUUUUGGUUAUUUGAUUGAAAAGUGCACUUCUCUGAACAUUAAAAUUCCUUGCUUUUCCAGACGACUGAGGGCGCUGUUGCUGUGAUGUCAUUUCAAGAAGACACUGUUCAGGGGUUUUCCUUUCAAAUUGUGAACCUGACAUUUGCUCAUUGAAAACAUUUGUGAGAAAGGUUGCACAUUGGCUUACUGCCAUGUACUGACACAACAACGAAUCACCAAAGAAAAGAACAUAGUUUACAACAGCAACAUAUCCCAAAUUCUUGCAACUUUUUGCGCUGCGAUAGCUGUAAUAAUAAGGUUUCUGCCCGGAAUGACAUCACAGAUUUGCUGAUGAAUACGGAAAUUGGCAUUAGCCAAAAAACCACAUAAAAAUUAGCAAAAGCCAAGUAUGUACCUGUGCACACAUGAUUGGCUUUUGUAGCACUAUAAUCUUACACUGGUGUACGUAUGUGUACAUACCUGUUCAUCCUUGAUAAGCUGCUGGCAGUUUAUCGUUCAAGGCGUCCCGCACCAACUCUUUUUACAGUUCAACUAUUGCUCAUAAAUUUUGUGUAUAUAGUACCAGGUUUGACAUUUGCAAUAUAAAACAAGAUGAAUUUGAUAAUUUUUGUUUCCAUUUCUGUUUCACCAAAUGACGUUAAGAACAAACUUGCGACAAUUUGUAUAUUGAAUGAUGAUGCCAGUAUAACUAAUUUAUUAUAUGUAUUUUGAAUGCAUUGCUAUGUGAAGGGACAAAAAUCAAAGAACUUUUUUUACCAACAAAUUUGAUUGGAUUAACAAUAAAUUAACAAAUAAGACAAACAUGUGUGGAUCAGUGGCAUGCAUGUAGCCUUGAUUCUGACAUGUAUUGUACAUGUACCGCGGUAGUUGAGUGAUUUACUAAGAAUUGAGAAGAUGCAUAUUAAAUGUUACAUUGUACAUGUACAUGCCAAAGGAUUUUAAGCAUUUCUGCACACUUCCACCCAUAAAGAGCCUAUCAAACGAAACCUUUAAUCUUCAUUUUAAGGUUCAUUUUAGGUUUGAUUUUAGGGAGUGGGAGCCAGUCUACAUGUGGGCACAGCAUAAACAUGUAAAUUGAAUUUGUUCAUGUACAUUGACACAUGUACUGAUGUACAUGUAGGGGGUGCAUACCUAUGUUUCCCAAUACCGAUGUUCCCCAAUACCGAUGUACCCCGAAAUCCCUACCCAAUAACCCUAACCCUUACACUAACCCUAUAGCCCUAGCGCUAACCCUAACCCUUGCCCUAAUCCUAAGGAUUUCGGGGAAUAUCGGUAGUGGGGAACAACGGUAGUGGGGAACAUCGGGUAGACCCCCAUGUAGGUGUAUCUCAUGUGCAUUACAUUCGUGUGCUUUGUUAAUUGCAAAAUAUACAUGUACUUGUAAUAAGGUGUAUGCUUCCGUAAAAAAA